AGAAAAACACAACUUGUGGAGUGAGCUGCGAAGAAUAUUCCAAAGCUGAGAGACUGCGUUCCAUUUUAUAUGGCUGCCAUUGCCGUAGUCUCUUCAUUCUUGGAUUCUCUCUUGCAAAUCGUUCUCUUCAAAACUUUUUUCUACAAUGAACACUGCAAAAAAAGCCGCCCAGCUUCUUUCAUCUCACAAUAUCGGAGCUCUUUUCGAUUCCGUCGAGGCCUUUCUCUUCGAUUGCGAUGGUGUAAUUUGGAAAGGCGAUAAGCUCAUUGACGGCGUUUCUCAGACACUUGAACUGCUUCGCUCUAAGGGGAAGAAAUUGGUUUUCGUGACCAACAAUUCCAUGAAAUCAAGAAGGCAAUACGCGAAGAAGUUCUCUUCCCUUGGAAUUUCAGUUACUGAGGAUGAGAUAUUCUCCUCAUCUUUUGCAGCUGCUAUGUACUUGAAGGUCAAUAAUUUUCCUAUAGAAAAGAAGGUAUAUGUGAUUGGUGGGGAAGGUAUAAAAGAAGAGCUACAGCUCGCUGGAUACACAGCUCUUGGUGGCCCAGAAGAUAGUGAGAAAAGAGUUGAGCUGAAAUCAAAUUCCAUGUUUGAACAUGAUAAGAGUGUUGGAGCAGUUGUGAUUGGGUUAGAUCCAUAUGUCAAUUAUUACAAGCUUCAGUAUGGAACCCUAUGCAUUCGUGAGAAUCCAGGGUGUCUCUUUAUCGCAACCAACCGUGAUGCUGUGGGACAUAUGACUGAUUUACAAGAGUGGCCUGGAGCGGGUUGUAUGGUUGCUGCUGUUUGUGGUUCAACUGAGAGAGAGCCUGUUGUAGUUGGAAAACCAUCAACCUUCAUGAUGGACUUUUUAUUGAAGAAAUUUCAAGUCAGCACCUCAAAAAUGUGUAUGGUGGGGGAUAGACUCGACACUGACAUUUUAUUUGGCCAAAAUGCUGGCUGCAAAACUCUUCUUGUUCUUUCAGGAGUGACAAAUCAAUCCACUCUGGAAGACCCCUCAAACAAUAUCCAACCAGAUUAUUAUACGAGCAAGGUGUCUGAUUUCCUCAACUUACUGGGACCGUGAUCUCAUUAUUUCAAUCCGAGACAUUGUUUCAGACCAAUUGACAAGUCCACUGGAUCCACAUAUUUUCGUAGAUUAAUCGUUCAUGGACUGUCAUUUUGACAAAAUUAUUCCCAUCAAUUGAAAUAAAUUAUGAUCGUGUUAUACUUGCAUGUUUUCUUGCUUGCAAGGCUAUCCCCUUCAGUUUAAAUCUCUGUUUCUUUCUGGCAAUUGUGGUAUGUUAAAGCUUUAUUGGCAAAAACGUCAGCUUUAUUAUAACAACUUAAAGCUUUUAAGUCAUCGUAUAGGAAAGUUUAAUACAUCAUUGACAGUGAUUUUCCAGGACAAAGACAGAACAUAAAAGAAAAUCUCUUGAAGUUUGCAGGCACUAAUGGUUAUAUCUGGGUAAGGAACUUCAUGUGUGUCCAAUUCAUCAAUGGAUAUUAAUUUAUUGUUACUUCUUUAUUU
Molecule: messenger RNA, 1504 nt
Organism: Jatropha curcas
Lineage: Eukaryota; Viridiplantae; Streptophyta; Magnoliopsida; Malpighiales; Euphorbiaceae
Gene: PGLP2
Product: 2-phosphoglycolate phosphatase 2
Cellular component (GO): cytoplasm
Molecular function (GO): phosphatase activity
Source: RefSeq, a predicted model, not a curated record